CGCAAUGUGCCACUGCGGUGUCUGCGGUAUCUCUUCAUAUUUCCAGACAUUUUUCAGUCACUUUUGGGAAGUGGUCCAACGACAACCCUAAGUAAUAGAAUUAAUGAUUGACCUCUUCCUUCUUGCAACCCUUGACCGCCAAGUGGACAUCAAACGUCUUAUGGGUUGAAGGGAGAGAAUAUGUCGACAGUAGAUCUACAGUGUGUUAGUUGAGAAGCGGUUGUACACUUUCUUGCGUGCUCAAAGGAACGUUUUUAAUUAAUCCAUUAUAAAGCGUUGUAAAUAAUUGACGAAAGGAUACAAUUAUUAAACUGUUAGUGGUAAUAUUAACUCUUAAACCGAUUUCUUAUGGUGUUUCCAGUCGAAUGUUUCCACUUCACAAGAUAAGAAAAUGUCUAGUGCAUUAACACUGCCCGAUGACGUCAUGAUCGAUCUUGGUCCGCCAUUUGUAAAGAAUAGUUCCAAAGGAAAACGGGCACUUUUUCAGCAAAUUCAGAGAAAAUGGAAGACCCAAACUCCUCAGCCUACAACAACAUGAUAACAGUGGUUCAGAGCGACGCCGGUGGUGCUGAAGUCACUGACACUGGUCAAACCUAUGUCAUCAGUGGCGGGACUCACCACGACGCCAUCUCUGGCACUGUACAGUAUGUGAUCAGUGGCAGUGACAUGACUCAAGGUGACGCCACCCAGGCGUAUGUUAUCAGUGGUGACAGCGCAGUAGACGGCCAGACGUAUGUCACUAUCAACAGUGGAGGGAUGCAAGAGGCUACAAUGGAUGGUGCCUCAGCUUAUGUCAUCAACCCAGGCACUGGGGACCAGAAUGUGUACAGCAAUAUUAUCACCCUGGUGGCCACGGAGCAGGGUCAUCUGGUGCAGACUGACCAGAUAGAACAGGAGAAUAUUGACCCCCAGGGCCAGCUUACCCAGGGGCAGCUCACCCAGGUACAGACAUCCCAACAGCAGCAGCAGUCCGUAGCCACCGUGAUGCCGAGAGCUGCGCCAGACGUGAUACGACCACCUGUUGGCAAGGGGCCAUUUCAAUGUGACUUCUGUGAGAAACAGUUUCCAAAAUGGGGUCAGCUAACACGCCACAUGAAGACCCAUGAUGAAGACAAGCCUUUUAGAUGUACUGAGUGUGAGUCAUCCUUCAACAUUGAGGACAACCUUCGUCUGCACAUGGCGACUCACUCAGAGGAUCUGAUCUGUCCAGAGUGUGGUAAGAAGUUCAACCGGCUGACCAGUCUGAAGGGGCACAUCCUGGUCCAUGUGAAGGAGGAAAUCCUCAUUUGUCCUGAGUGUGGGGACGAGUUUGGCACACAGCACCAGUUAGACAAACAUUUAAUAGAGCACAGAGAAGAGGAAGAUGGCGGCGCUGAAUACACGUGUAAACAUUGUGGACAGAUAUUUCACAAGAUGUCAGUUCUCAGAGAUCAUAUGAGACAACACACUAAAGUCAGAAUGACGUUCAGUCAACCCAAGUAUAAGAGGAACGUUGACCGCAGUGGGUUCUCUCAGAGGUGUCAGUACUGUAACAAAACUUUUCAGAAACCCAGCCAGCUGACACGACACAUCAGGAUUCACACAGGGGAGCGUCCAUUCAAAUGUCCGCACUGUGAGAAAGCUUUCAACCAAAAGGGGGCGCUGCAGACACACAUAGCUCAGCAUGAGAAGCACAAGCCACACAAGUGUCACCUGUGUCCUAUGUCCUUUACACAGAAAGGAAACCUCAGAGCUCAUCUUCAGCGUGUUCACACAGACCUGGAGGAGUACGAGGGCCCCAUCUACCAGUGUGAGGAGUGCAGCUGUCAUUUCAGAAAACUGGGCAGUCUGAACGCGCACAUGAGUAGAGUCCAUGCUGAGAAAAUCUUGGACACAGACGCCUGUCCCCCACAGGACUCCUCGGGAGAACCUGCUGCCAGAAAUGUCAACGAUGUCAUCCAGCAUCUCCUGCAGCUGUCAGAGCAGACGCAGGACAACGGGCAGCAACAGUCACAGCAACAACAACAACGACAGCAGCAACAGCAGAAACAGCAGCAGUCUGAGCAGAUGAUGACAGGAGACAACAGUAACUCAGACAUCCUGCAGCAGGCCCUGGAGAGUACAGGCCUCACAGGGACAGAGGGCAGUCAGACGUCCACUGGUCUGGGGGCCUCUCACAGCAACAUUGUCCAGUCUAGCAGAUCAGGAGUGACCACCACGCUGAGUAUACGAGACGCAGCCACGGGGACGAUGAAGAAACACAUCAUCAGAAAAGUGAAUGGCGUGAGGUGGCAUCAGUGCACAUACUGUUCCAAGGAGUUCAAGAAGCCCAGUGAUCUGGUCCGCCACAUCAGGAUCCACACCCAUGAGAAGCCAUACAAGUGCUCCCAGUGCUACCGCUCUUUUGCUGUGAAGAGCACCCUCACAUCACAUCUGAAGACUCACACUGGAAUCAAGGAAUUUAAAUGUGCAGUGUGUGACAAGAUGUUCUCCACUCCUGGCAGUCUGAAGAUACAUCUCCGCUUACACACAGGUACUAAACCUUAUGACUGUCCUCAUUGUGACAAGAAAUUCCGUACAGCAAGCCAUCGUAGAAACCAUGUGGGCUCACAUUUACGUGACAUGCAUGCUGAGGCUGCAGGCAUCACGCGGAAGGUGCGAAAGGUUGUGCGACGACCUGCGAAAUCUGAUCUUCAGCUUCCUGAUGUACCCUUGCAGGAACCUAUUUUAAUCACAGACACAGGUCUAAUCCAGCAGCCCCCCAGGAACAGCCACAUGUUUACCCAGUAUCUGGGGGAGGCAGGCAGCGUGGACAGACCAUACAAGUGUGGCUACUGCUCACGGGGGUUUAAGAAGUCCAGUCAUCUCAAACAACAUAUUAGAUCUCAUACAGGUGAGAAACCAUACAAAUGUCUACAGUGUCACCGCUCCUUCGUGUCAAGUGGCGUCCUCAAAGCUCACCUGCGUACGCACACGGGGACCAAGAACUACAAGUGUCUCAUCUGUGACAGCUCUUUCACCACUAACGGCAGCCUGAAGAGACAUAUGUCCACCCACAGUGAGGUGAGACCGUUUAUGUGUCCUUACUGCCAGAAGACCUUCAAAACCUCUGUUAACUGUAAGAAACACAUGAAGACACACAGACAUGAACUUGCCAUGCAAGCCAUGCAGCAACAGCAGCAGACAGCUCAGCCAAUCAGAGAGACCCAGGAACCCCAUCGAGAGGAAUUUGUGGCCCCCAUGCCUCCCCAGGACGAGCAGCAUGCGAGCAGUCUGGUGCUGCAACAAGAGCUGGACCAGCAGAGGGGGAUGGCUCAGCAAGGUUUAGGUCAGCAGGACCUAAACCAGCCUAGCUUGCUCCAUGACAACCUAGAUCAACAGUUACAGCAGACUCUGAACCAGCAGGUCCUUGGUCAACAGAACAUCAGCCAGAGUCUCUUAAAUCAACAACCCAACCUCAACCAGCUCCUGGCUCAGAACCAGUUUACUGCUCUACAGUCUGGUAACCUUCAGAGUGCCCUGGACUCCCUGACCACUUCUUUCCCUCAGACCACUCCAGCCAUAGGGUCAUCACUGCCCAGUACUAACAUGAACAACAUACUACAGACCAGGGAGCCAUUAUUGGACGACGGAGAAGUGGACAAAGAUGACGGUUUACUGGAGGAGGAAGAGGAAGAGGCCAAGAAGACGUACAGGUGUGGCUACUGUGAGAAAUCCUUCAAGAAAUCCUCCCACCUCAAGCAGCAUGUCAGGUCACACACAGGAGAGAAGCCAUAUAAAUGCCUGCAGUGUGGCAGGAUGUUUGUCUCAAUGGGAGUUCUCAAGGCACACUUAAAGACCCACUCUGGCCAGAGAGACUUCAAGUGUGAAAUCUGCAACGCCUUAUUUACUACGAACGGCUCUCUAACGCGUCACAUGAUGAUCCACAGCAGCAUACGCCCGUUUAAAUGCAUGUACUGCGAGGAGACGUUUCGCACGUCUGUGUUGUGUAAAAGACACAUGAAGCUGCAUAAGGAGAGUAUUGACAACGAGGAUGAUGGAGAAGAUGAAGAGGAAGGAGUCCAGAAGCGUACACGCUCUGCCGUCAUCCAAUUUACAGAAGAACAGGCUGCGGAACUUAGGAAAGCAAUGCCAGACGAACACGCCUCCCUCUCUGAGAAAAUUCUCAUCGAAUCAGCGGCUGAGAAGGAAAGAGUCAGUGAGAUGGAUAAAGAGCCAGAGAAGGAACCCAAAUACGCUCAUGCUUGUGAUAAAUGUCCCAAGAGCUUCAAGAAACCAAGUGAUCUUGUCCGCCAUAAGCGAAUCCACACAGGAGAGAAACCUUACGCCUGCACAAUCUGCUCUCGAACUUUCACGGUCAAAUCUACACUAGAUUCCCAUAUGAAAACACACAGACCAACUGAGAAAGUUUUCAAGUGUCAUGUCUGCAACUCCAACUUCUCCACAAAAGGAAGUCUAAAAGUGCACAUGCGCCUGCACACUGGCGCAAAGCCCUUCAAGUGCCCACACUGUGAUGAACGUUUCCGCACAUCUGGACAUCGCAAAAGCCACAUUCAGACCCACUUCCGCCCCGCUCAGCCCAAACGCAGGAAGACCAGCACGCGCCACAACAUUAACACCACAGACAUGCAGCAGGUGGGCCAGGUGUUAUACAACACUGACCAGAACAUUCAGGCCACACUGGGCAACCAGGUCAUCAGCCUUGACCCCUCACUACUCCAGCAGACGCUGAUGCCUGUGUCGCUGUCCAUUCCCGACCAGCUGACAGCUACAGCGGGUAAUAUGGUGACCACUGGCACCACGGGAGGGGAGUCGAAUAUCUCGGCUCAGGUGUUACAGGGAAUGGAAGGUAUCCAGCUACAGGUGUCCGGAGGGACUGGUCAGGCCAUCCACAUCACUGGGAUUGACCCCAACCUGCUGACCCAGACUGUCCAGAUAGACGCCAACCUCCUCCAGCAACUACAGGCACAGGGCAUCAAUCUGUCUAUUAACCCAAAUAUUGUCACACAGGCAUUCCAGAGCACCGACACCAAUCUGUUAGCAGGUGUCCAGUCACAGGUGACCGUCACUGACCCCAGCAGUAUCCUGGUCCACCCCAUGGGGGGUCAGGGGGGUCAAACUGCCCAGGGGGGUGCUGGCGGGAUCCACGUGGGAGGAGAGGAACACCAUUUUGGAGUGGAAGAGCCGGCCAUGGAGGAGAGUGUGGACACCACCCCAGCUAACACCAUGGAGUUGACCACUGACACUGUGACCACUACAGACACAGGGGAUGACCACCUGCAGGAUGCCAUGGAAGCUACAUCCACUGACCCAGACAGACCUUUCCUGUGUCAGAUAUGUAAUAAGACAUUUAAGCGUCUGCCUCACCUGAAGGAGCACAUGCAGUCUCACCUUGGUCAGAACCGUGCCCGCCCCACCCCCUACCAGUGUGAACAGUGUGGGAAGUCCUUCAAUAAACCAAGUCAGCUGGAGAGACACGUCAGGAUACACACAGGUGAGCGACCUUUCCAGUGUGACCUUUGCCCCAAGGCCUUCAACCAGAAGAACGCUCUCCAGAUGCACCUGAAGAAGCACAGCGGAGAGAAACCGCACACCUGUUCUUACUGCGACAUGUCCUUCACGCAGAAAGGCAACCUCAAAGUCCACAUCAAACGCGCUCACCACCGCGACAUGGUGGACUCCAUGAAUCUGCCAAAGGAUGUCCCCAACCUCGAGACCGUCCUCGAGGAAGGUGAAGGUCACCAGAGCGUCACAGAUUUCUCCGGGGUUGUUGGUGAUCUGUGGUCCAGUAACUAACAGAAGCAACACCCGGGACUCAACUACGGGAAGCAGAGAGGUGUUUCAUUCUACGAAGUCUGCGCUGAGCCAAAAGCGAUCAUUUUGUAAAUUGUGUUUGAUGAAAUUGUACAUAAAAUUGUGGUUAGCCUAUGUGUAUUUUGAGUUGAUUUCGUUGGAUGUUUAUAAAAUUGUUUCGUAUCCAACGUAAUGUUUUGUACAGCUGAUUAAUUGUUUUUCAAUAUAUCUUAAAAAGGGGUAAAGAGAAAGAAGUUAACUAAAUGAUGCUAACUUCAUUAUAAACCUUGGAAGUGAUGGUUUACAAGUACAGUUAGACAUGUCUUUAUAUCUGAACGUUACAUUCAUAUAAAAGUCACUUAUGACAUCUCUUUUUCGUCAAGACGUAGUUGGAUCUUUGAUCGUUAAAAUGUGCAUUUUGCCUAUAUAUUUUACAAAUGUAUAAAUGAGAAGUAUUUCUUGACAACUCUAAGAAAAAAAAAACUAAAAGCAUCAUUGUAAAUGAGAAACAUUUUAAUUUCAGCAAGAACGGUUCGAUGAAAAUAAAACCUGUUAUUGCCCUGACGUAACGAAAGCAUAUACACCAUUUUACAGUGUACUUUUAAAAGUAAUUUAUUUAAAAAGCAACAGUAAGGCACAAUG
Molecule: messenger RNA, 6414 nt
Organism: Lingula anatina
Lineage: Eukaryota; Metazoa; Brachiopoda; Lingulata; Lingulida; Lingulidae
Product: zinc finger protein 236
Biological process (GO): regulation of transcription by RNA polymerase II
Cellular component (GO): nucleus
Molecular function (GO): RNA polymerase II cis-regulatory region sequence-specific DNA binding; DNA-binding transcription factor activity, RNA polymerase II-specific; zinc ion binding
Source: RefSeq, a predicted model, not a curated record